AUGGACCAGAGUUAUUCCACCCCAAAGCGCCCCAGUGGCAUUCCACGGCCCAUGUCCAGACUCCCACUGCCAACCCAUUCAACUACCAAAUCCGUCAGACCAUCCCCAUCUCACGAACGACUGCAGGCCGAUCCCGGAUUGAACAUAGAGCGAUUGCGAAGACCGUCACAAGAACUCUUUAAGAAGCCUCCACUUCCUUCCCCCGCAAAGUCUCGAGGAACCCUGCAUGACCAUGACCAUGAAAGCAGAAGCAACCAAACCAGCAUUUAUUCUCCAACAGACAAGCCAUCCAGGCCAUCACUCUCCGAUCGAACUAUCGAAACUAUAGCUCAAAUCCCCACAUCUCCCUCCCCUAGCAAGAAGAGAUCUACCUUUUUUGCGCCAGAAAGCCCCAUGACACAUUUCUCGUGCACAGCUUCUACAAUAAACAACCGCCAUUCGCGACCGUCCUCACGUCAAGAUCAAUUGUCUGGACCUGUCCUCCAAAACCCCUCUACUGUACGGACCGUAUCCGCCCCGCGGACGCCUUCUAGCACCUCCAGUUUGACCCAACCAGUUCUCAAGAGAUCGGUUUCAUUGGUUAAAGAUUCUCCAAGUCGGCCCUCAUCAAAUGGUCCAAGUAUUGAACCAAACCAAAAUAAGACUUCCAAAAGAACAUCUCUAGCAUCAAAGAAAGAGCCAAAGACAACAACGGCUACUCAACGGACUUCCUUUUACGGAGGAGGCAAAAGCAUGGCAAUGAGGCAUGCCAAAGGGCGACUAUCACUAGGUACCUCAUUUGCGGACCUACCUAGCAAUGAGGGAAGCGCUACCAAGGAACCUAUUAAGCCAUUUGUACCAAAAUCUCGAAAGCCGUCUUCGACACUUUCCUCCAAUGUCACCUCCCCCACGUCUUCCACAUCAAAAAUCUCAUCGCGGGCUUCCAUGACCUCAGACAGUAAUCCAUCUGAUUUAGCCACGCGGGAACUAGACGCAAAAAAAGCAGCAAAAUCUUCAAGUGCUUUGCGAGAAAGUAUCGCUAAAGCGAAAGCUGCUAAGAAAGCUGCAAGAGAAGGCUCUGUCAAAAAUGGUGUGGUUGACAACAAUAUGGAUCCCGUUGACUUCGGCGAUCCUUUUGCCCAGUGGUCCAAAACAGACCCCAAUAAACGGGUGUUGAAGAACAGGACUAGUGCAGCAAGGACGUCUGGUCAUUUAAAUAUCGCCGCCAUGGGCUUGAGGAUGAUCCCGGAUGAGGUAAUGACAAUGUAUGACUUUGACCUGGAAAGUGAGGGCGAGUGGUAUGAGAGCGUUGAUCUUAUAAAGUUUAUUGCAGCGGACAAUGAGUUCCAGUCGUUACCGGAUUCUCUGUUUCCUGACGUUGACUUCGAUACUCUGGAGAUGAACGAGGAUACUAAAGGUUGUCAAUUUUGGGGACUGGAAGUCCUCGAUCUUCAUGGCAACCUCCUUACUACUUUACCAAAUGGAUUGCGACGGUUACAGCGGUUGCGUUCCUUAAACCUUGCCCACAACCAACUAGACGCGGAAGCCCUCAACAUCAUUACGGAAAUUGUGUCUCUAAUUGACUUGAAAUUAGCAAACAAUAAACUUCAAGGCAGCCUGACACCUAGUAUUUGUUCCCUUUGUAAACUUGAAGUCCUGGAUCUUCGCGACAACGCCCUUACUGAACUUCCAGAUACCCUAGCCAACCUCUCCUCACUGCGUGUUAUUAACGUUGCUGAAAACCAACUAACCUCCCUCCCGUUUGAGGCUCUCACUGCACUACCACUCGUCGAGGUCAAUGCCCAGAAGAAUUGCCUUCAAGGCCAUCUUCUUCCUUCAACAGUUACCCGUUUGAACACGUUACAAAUUUUGAAUGUAGCAGGAAACCGCUUGGAAAGCCUUUCUCCUGCUGAACACUUAGAGCUACCCAACCUCCAGCAACUGUCAGUAGACGCAAAUCGGAUCAAGGUGUUGCCAAACAUCUCUACUUGGAAAUCCAUCCUUACUCUAACCGCCGAAGACAAUGCCCUCUCUGCCAUACCAGACGGCUUUUUAGAACUGGAGAACAUUAAAGUCGUCGAUUUUACGGGUAACAAUAUAACAACGCUGGACGAGAAGAUCUCCCUGAUCGAUAGUCUCAUUUCCUUCCAUAUUGCGAACAACCCAUUAGUGGAACGCAAAUUCCUUACGAUGGACACCGAUGACCUGAAAAGAGAGCUGCGAAACCGCUGCGAGCCCGAUGUGCAUGAAGCAGGGGAAGAAAAUGGCUCAGUCCAGACAGAAUUCACCCUAGCACCGGAAAGCCCUACGCCCCCAAGCGCCUGGCGCGUCAGGUCCGGAGGUGUCCUCGAUCGCUCAUCCACGGAUAUCUCUGACCUCGACCCAGCAGACAUAGAGCCCCUUCUCUCCUCAUCCACAGGAAUUAAAUGCCUCUACCUCCACCACAACCGCUUCCACAACCUGCCAACAGCAGGCCUCUCCCUAAUCGCCCACACACUCACUGACCUCGACCUCUCCCACAAUCCCCUCUCCUCCCCGUCUUUCCUAACAGCCCCACUUACCCUCACAAGCCUGCAAAACCUCACGCUCAGCGCCACCGGGCUGACCAGCCUAGAACCGCUCCAAGCCCAUCUCUCCGCUCCACUCCUUACUCUCCUCGAUGUCUCCAAUAACCGCCUAACGGGACCCUUGCCUUUCAUCCGGUACAGCUACCCGCAGCUAAUCACCUUCCUCGUCCCCGAUAAUCAAAUUGAGAGCUUGGACUUUGAUGCCGUGCAGGGCUUGCAGGUGCUUGAUGUGAGUAAUAAUAACAUUUCUUCCCUGCCACCGAGGUUGGGUCUUUUGGGCGACACCGAGGGUUCCGGUACUGGCUCUGGGUCUAGACCGGGUGGUAGGGGUGGAGCAUGUUUGCGCAGGUUGGAUGUGGCGGGGAAUAGCUUCCGUGUCCCCCGUUGGCAGGUUGUGUCGAAAGGGACAGAGGCUGUGUUGGAGUGGUUGAAGAAUAGGAUUACACCGGAGGAGUUGAAGGAGUGGGAGGUUGAUGAGGAUGAAGUUGAUUAA
Messenger RNA from Paracoccidioides brasiliensis Pb18, 3039 nucleotides. RefSeq lists its product as uncharacterized. The transcript has a single exon. Gene Ontology annotation, molecular function: protein binding. The record is from RefSeq and is a predicted model, not a curated record. Bases 1 to 3039 code for a protein of 1012 amino acids.